Molecule: messenger RNA, 2328 nt
Organism: Melanotaenia boesemani (Boeseman's rainbowfish)
Lineage: Eukaryota; Metazoa; Chordata; Actinopteri; Atheriniformes; Melanotaeniidae
Gene: gpsm1a
Product: G protein signaling modulator 1a
Exons: 4
Coding region: 423-1178 (251 amino acids)
Molecular function (GO): protein binding; GTPase regulator activity
Source: RefSeq, a predicted model, not a curated record
GGUGUGUGUGUGUGUGUGUGUGUGUGUGUGUGUGUGUGUGUGAGGCCCACAAAUGGAAGAGCAGAGCUCCGCUGGUUUGGCUGAAUGGAGUUCAACAAUGCAGGAAUGUGUGUGUGUGAGUGUGUGUGUUCAGAUUUUAGAAGCCUGUCGCUGGUUUCCAUAGAAACUAUGAUGUAAGCUCAAGCUGGGGAGGCUCUCUUUCAUUGUGUGUGUGUGUGUGUGUGUGUGUGUGUGUGUGUCUGAACAAGCUGAUAGAGAGAUUUCGCUUGAUGGAGGAACGAGACGACAGAGAAGUAAAGAAACCAGAGAAAACAGGAGGAAGAGGAAGAGGAAGAGGAGGAGGAGGAAGCGAUGCGUUGACAGAACUUCAGGAGGACACGUUAGAGAAACUUCGUGAUGUUCAGAUGUAGCUUCACCCCCUGAUGAGACACGAGUCUCAGUGCAGUUCCCACUUCCAAACCACCAUCAUGGCUGACAAAAACCCAUCACGUUCAUCCUCCUUGUCUUCACCUUCCCAGCACAAUGGGAGAACAGUGGGGGCAGCACCCAAACUUUCAUCAACAUCUCACCAAAAUGGCAAUGUGGAACCAGCACCAGGACACCACAGUCCCAGUAACCCCAGUCCUGCAUCCAUCUCACCCCUCAGGACCUUCCGGACUGUUGGAGGUCUUACAUCUCCUGCACCAAGUUCUGGUUCUGAGGGUGGAUCUGAGUCCAACAGAUGCUGGGGUCAGAGCCACAGCUCUGCCUUGAGCCUGAGGACCAGGACCACCAACAAGCUUACAAGCAGCCAGCAGGCGGAACCAGAGGACCUGUUGGACCUGAUUCUGGAGUCUCAGUGUCAGAGAAUGGAAGACCAGAGAGCCAGCCUCAGCCUGCUGCCUGAGCAAAGACCAGCUGCCCUCUGUGGGGCCUGUAGUCCAGAUCUGGACUUCUACUACAUGCUCAUACGCUACCAGUCUGACAGGAUGGAUGACCAGAGAUGCUCCCUUCCAGAUCUGGAUGAUGUGGUCAGCCCAAUUCCUGAGGGUCAGGAGGAUUUCUUCAGUCUGGUCCAGAGGGUCCAGUCCAGGAGGAUGGAUGAGCAGAGAGCCUCGAUGCUGCUGAGACAUCCUGAGGACGACCAGGACGUAGAGUUAGCUGAUUCCACCCCCCACUACCGUCAUUUUCACCACUGAUCAAGAAGAGAGGAACUGGAUCUGUUCUUUUACCAGAAUCCAUGUCCUCAGAUGUUCAGUUCUUGUACAUUUUCCUUUUCCCUGCAGAAUCACCUGGGUCCAAACCGAGAAUCACAUGACUCAUUGUUUCCUCACUGACUUCCUGUCUGAAUGACAAACAGACGGUGUGAUGCAGUGACAGAAACUCACCUGUUCACUCCGCUCCCACAAUGCACUGCAGCAGCCUGAUCGAUCAGGUUCCAAUAAGUGCUUCUGCAGGAUGGCAGCAUGGGCAAUGUAGUAACUAGCAAGACUAAGGCAAUGCAACAGCUGCUCCUCUGAGCCACACAAAAAAACAUCAUUUUUCAGGUUCUAUUCUGGUUCUGGUGACGAUGCCUUUCCGACGUGAGCCUGACACAGAUCAGCUCCAUCAGAUCACUUUUGGAGGCGAGUCCAGAGCAGGUUGAUUUUUCUAGGUUCUCCUGGUUUUUAAAGACUAAUGUUUAGAGCUGUAGCACAUGUGUAUAUUCUGUACAUUUAGUGUACAGAUGUUAUGGAUAAACAAGACACAGAAGAGCGAUGUUAUGAUGCUGCUCCUGUUGUUUAAGUUUUGUUUCUCAACAAGGAACUAAAAAAAAAAGUUCUAUAAAGUGAUCAGCUGCAGGCUUCUGUGGUACAGAUGCAAACAACAGGAGAAGCUUCACAAAUAGUCAGUAGAACUAUGACAAGGUUCUGAAAACAUCUCAUGAUCAUGUGCACUAGUUCAGAAUCCUUUUCAUCAGUGGAUCUCAGUAACAACAGACCUAUAAGCAGGACAGAGGUCUGGACCUGGUCUGGUGUGUGCUCUUCUUGUCUUUAACCUGAAGAGUGACUGGAACUGCUAUCACAGGUCUGUUGCAGCUCUGAUCUAUUCUGGAGGAUCUCGGGGGAUCUGAACUGAAGUCAUGAGCUAAAAGGGUCCUGCUGAGGCAGUAUCAAAAUGCUGUCUGCACUCAGAAUCCUUCUGGACCCCAAAUCCUGAAUCCAUCUGCAUCCUGGAUCUUUCUGCAGAAUUCAGAGUUCAGUUGGGAAAAAGUUCAAGUUGUUUAAUGUGUAAGAACCAUAGAUGUGCUGUAUUUGACUUUUAACACAUUAAUGAUGCAAAAAAAGGAAUAAAAGUUCCUCUAACAGA